This is a messenger RNA of Aspergillus pseudotamarii, 1917 nucleotides long. RefSeq lists its product as uncharacterized. Gene Ontology annotation, biological process: proteolysis. Lineage: Eukaryota; Fungi; Ascomycota; Eurotiomycetes; Eurotiales; Aspergillaceae. The coding region runs from base 89 to 1600 and encodes 503 amino acids. Gene Ontology annotation, molecular function: metalloexopeptidase activity. The record is from RefSeq and is a predicted model, not a curated record. The transcript is spliced from 3 exons.
CUCCACCUCCGCUCCGGAGUGACCUCUUUCAGCUCCUUUCAGCUCUCCAUUGAUUUUAUCUCCAUUUUGACCUCAACCGUGUACCAUCAUGCGACUGCAGCUUCCAGAGGUAGCAAUCGCUACCCUGAUUCUCGGUGAAGUUGGCGCAGUCCAACUUCCCUUGUUGCAAUCUCAGGUUCCCAUAACCUCCGGCAAGGAGCUGGUCAGCUCCUCCGCGUUGCAAGGUCACGUCAAAGCGGAGAACCUGUUGAAGAGAGCCAAAGAACUAUCCAAGAUUGCGGACUUGGGAGAGGAAGAAUAUAAUCACCCGACUCGGGUGAUUGGAAGUAAAGGGCACCUCGGGACCAUUGAUUACAUCUACUCGACACUUGCUAAGUUGGGCGACUACUACACCAUCACGAACCAAUCCUUCCCUGCCGUUACGGGCAAUGUGUUUGAAUCCCGCCUGGUCCUCGGCGACAAUGUACCCGAAUCGGCAGCCCCCAUGGGAUUAACACCUGCUACCAAGAACAAACAACCCGUAUAUGCACCCCUAGUAGCCGUGGCCAACUUCGGGUGUGACGCGUCUGAUUUCCCAUCGGAUGUGUCUGGCGCCAUUGCGCUCAUUAGUCGUGGCACCUGUCCGUUCGGUACGAAGUCGGACUUGGCUGGAAAAGCCGGUGCGGUUGCGGCCGUGGUAUAUAAUAACGAAAAAGGCAGCCUGAGUGGGACGCUCGGUAACCCCACACCAGACCAUGUUGCGACGUGGGGCCUUUCUGAUGCAGAUGCUGCACCCAUCCUGGAGAAGCUCAAGAAGGGCAAGAAGGUCGAUGGUAUCGCCUACAUGGAUGCCCUUGUAGAGACAAUUCAUACGACCAAUAUCAUCGCCCAGACGACCGAGGGCGAUCCCGAGAACUGUGUGAUGCUCGGUGGCCACAGUGACAGCGUUGCCGAAGGACCGGGCAUCAACGAUGAUGGCUCUGGUAGCUUGACGCUUCUGGAACUCGCGACCCUGCUGACUCAAUAUCGGGUUAACAACUGCGUGCGUUUCGCAUGGUGGGCGGGUGAGGAAGAAGGUCUCCUUGGAUCGGACUACUAUGUUUCCGUGCUUACCCCCGAGGAGAACCUGAAGAUCCGCCUGUUCAUGGACUACGAUAUGCUUGGUUCCCCGAACUUUGCGUACCAGGUGUACAAUGCCACCAAUGCGGUAAACCCGGUCGGAUCCGAGGAGCUGCGCGACUUGUACGUCGAUUUCUAUAAUGCCCACGACCUCAACCACACCUACAUUCCAUUCGAUGGCCGCAGUGACUAUGACGGGUUCAUCCGUCACGGUAUCCCAGGAGGCGGUAUUGCCACGGGAGCCGAGGGUAUCAAGACACCGGAGGAGCAGGAGAUGUUUGGUGGUGUUGCCGGCGACUGGUAUGAUCCAUGCUAUCACCAGAUCUGCGAUGUCGUGGGCAAUGUGAAUUUGACGGCAUGGGAGUGGAACACUAAGUUGGUUGCCCACUCAAUUGCCACCUAUGCCAGAUCGUUUGAAGGUUUCCCUAAGCGGACGAAGGAUUCCAUCACUGCGUCUGCUACGGAGACCAACAAGUACCAUGGGCCCCGGCUCGUCCUUUAAUCUCUAAUAUCCUUGAGGCGUUGAAUAGGAUAUGGGGCGAUAGACAGCGUAUUGACGUUGUGACUAGAUGAUACUUUGUUAGAAAUCUAGUCAGAUAUGUUCGAUUUUCGGGAUUAUCAAUUGGAGCUUACGUGCAUGUUUGUUUCUUUGUUUUUCGGUUCUUGUUGCUGAGGAUAAACCUCCUUUCUAUGUGCUAUUGCAGUUAUCAUUUUGGUUCUAACUAGAUGUACGUGACUAAUAUAUCGAGAUAUAAGGAGUACAUCUAAGAGUUUGACAUGCACUGUAUAAGGAGGUGACGUUUCCUAGACGCGGAUUCC